Molecule: messenger RNA, 1978 nt
Organism: Tripterygium wilfordii
Lineage: Eukaryota; Viridiplantae; Streptophyta; Magnoliopsida; Celastrales; Celastraceae
Product: protein JINGUBANG
Exons: 1
Coding region: 129-1517 (462 amino acids)
Molecular function (GO): protein binding
Source: RefSeq, a predicted model, not a curated record
UUCCGCCCUCAUCUUUCCCUUCUCUCUACAACUACAAAAUCAAUUACUUCUCUCUCAACAAAAACCGCCAUAAAAACUCUUCUUCAUAAUUUCUGCUUUUGUUUGCUGUGCUGCUUUGUUGAAUACUAAUGGGAAUCAGCCAAGGAGGAGGCACAAUCGUUAUGGAGCACAACCGUCGAAAAUUCGGGGACCUGUUACGCUCCUCCGAUCCAUCUCUCCUCUCCAACCACGAUGAAGAAGAAGACUAUAAUAAUCACCACCGCAAGAGCACCGCCUCUGCUUCAAGUCCGCGAUACGCUCCCGGCACUCCAACCAGUGGCGACGCUUCCCCCAACUAUCUCAUGUCGCCGUGGAAUCAGCCCUCCCCGUACAUGAAAUCUCCAUGGCUCACUUCAUCUUCGUAUAUCAACGAUUCUCUAGCUCCAAAUGGUUUAAUCGGAUCCAUUGUGCGUGAAGAAGGACAUGUAUACUCAUUAGCUGCGGCUGGAGAUUUGUUAUACACGGGAUCUGACAGUAAAAACAUACGCGUUUGGAAGAAUCUGAAGGAAUUUACGGGGUUUAAGGCUGCUAGUGGCUUAGUUAAGGCCAUUGUUAUCUCGGCCGACCGGAUUUUUACCGGUCAUCAAGACGGUAAGAUCCGAGUCUGGAAGGUUUCCUCCAGAGAUCCGCGUGUUCAUAGACGUGUUGGUAGUUUACCUACCUUUAAAGACUAUGUCAAAAGCUCAGUCAAUCCGAAGAACUACGUGGAAGUUCGUCGGCAUAGGAACGUUCUCCGAAUCAAACAUUUCGACGCCGUUUCGUGCCUCAGCUUGAACGAAGAACGAGGACUAUUGUACUCUGGUUCAUGGGACAAGACCUUGAAAGUGUGGAGACUCUCCGAUUCGAAAUGCCUCGAAUCGAUUGACGCACACGACGACGCCAUAAACUCCGUCGCGUGCGGUUUUGAUUCGCUGGUGUUCACCGGAUCUGCAGACGGGACGGUGAAGGUGUGGAGGAGAGAACUUCAAGGGAGAGGAACGAAACAUUUCUUGAUGCAGGUGUUGUUAAAGCAAGAGAACGCGGUAACCUCGAUCGCCGUAAAUCAAGAAUCGGCGGUGAUCUACUGCGGUUCCUCAGACGGUUUGGUGAAUUUCUGGGAACGUGAAAAGCACCUUUCACAUGGCGGGGUUCUUCGGGGCCACAAGAUGGCAGUGCUAUGCCUAGCCGCGGCCGGUAACUUAGUCUUCAGUGGGUCCGCCGAUAAGAACAUAUGCGUGUGGAGCAAGGACGACGGUGGGGUCCACACUUGUUUGGCAGUUUUGACAGGUCACGCUGGGCCCGUCAAGUGUUUGGCCGUUGAGGAAGAUGAGGAAUCUGACAAGCAAGAUCAACGGUGGACAGUGUACAGUGGGAGUUUGGACAAUUCUGUCAAGGUGUGGCGCGUCUCGGAGAAUCUACCCCGGUUAAAUGGUUACACACCGAGCUAUUCGUCCUCUCCUGUAACGGUAACCAUGGAACGAAGGAAGGGCCACUAUUAGUUAACGACGACGCAGGUUAGUUAAAAUGGACGUGCAGGCCUCGCGGAGUCACACACGUAAUGCAAAUAUUGGUGAAUCUGGUGGUCCCUACAGCAAACCAAUAGCGGAAAAGAAAGGGCGCUUGGAGUAACCAUGAACUUUGAAUCGCAGCCUUUGGACGCACAAUGAGUUCUAACACAAAACACAGCGAUGCAAUAACAUGUAGCGUCACUGUCCAUUGAUUUUCCCUUUUAUGGCGUGCACAUUAUAUGUGUUCUUUCAUAGUUUCAUAUGCCAUGAACUUGGCUUUAUAUACACUUCUUUAAUUUGUUUGGAGAUCCUCUUUCAUCUCUUGAUGUAUAGAAAAUAAACAAGAGCAUCGUAUUUGUAAUAUGAACACUCGGACAGAUUUUUUACUAUUCGGACAGUCAAACUGCUUAUAUAACAUUAAAAAAUCAAUAAUAAGGAAUAUGUUCGAAUAG